Diabrotica balteata is the source of this 1812-nucleotide messenger RNA. The record is from the annotation of a GenBank genome assembly. Lineage: Eukaryota; Metazoa; Arthropoda; Insecta; Coleoptera; Chrysomelidae.
AUGGUAAUGGAGGCUCCCCCAUCACCCCAAAGUGUAGGAAGAGAGUUUGUGAGGCAGUACUACACACUGUUAAACAAAGCACCCACCCAUCUUCACAGAUUCUAUAACCAUCAAUCAUCGUUCGUUCAUGGCGGAUUGGACCCACCAAACCGUGAAACUAGCCCUGUCAUCGGUCAAAAGCAAAUUCAUCAGAAAAUUCAACAGUUGAACUUCAGGGACUGUCAUGCUAAGAUCACCCAGGUCGACUCUCAGGCUACUCUUGGCAAUGGUGUGGUUGUGCAAGUGACUGGAGAGCUGUCAAAUGCAGGCCAGCCUAUGCGCCGUUUCACCCAGACGUUUGUGUUGGCGGCUCAGUCUCCCAAGAAGUUCUACGUCCAUAAUGACAUCUUCCGUUACCAAGAUGAGAUCAUUUCCGACGAGGAAUGUGAUGAUGGCGUUCAUUCUGAACCUGAGGAAGAAGUUUCCACUGGACAAGGGAUUGUUGAACACCAACCAACAAUAACUCAGGCUGCUAUUGCUCCAUACUAUAAUCCAAACGCAGGCCAGUUGCAGCCUAGUAUUCCGGCUGUACCAAUUCACCACAACCAGCAACCUCCACCACAUGUAAUGAAUCCACCGGUACCAACUGUCAAUGGAGCCAUUCAUCCGGAUGAAAUUAAUGUUAUGCAAGGACAAGUCCCAACUCAUGUUCCUGCUCCUCAAACUCAAGGAAUCGGAACUCCUCUUCCGGCUAUGCAACAAGGACUCGGCCAAACGCCAAUCCCACAACAACCACCAAUCGAAGAACCUCAACCACCCAUGGAGGAUUUGGUUGAAGAACCUUUAGACAACAGCUACCCAGAACAACCAGAAAAUGAACAGGAACAAGAUAUUGGUAUCAUUGAAGCGGGUUACGAAAACGAUUAUAAAGACGCUUUCCCAGCUUCCAAUGAACCCAAGACCUAUGCAAACCUUUUAAAAUCAGGCCCUGGUCUACCUUACUCUUCCCCACCAUCUCAGACAUCAGCUAUGCCGAUGUCUCAGAAUUUGAUUCGUCCCGUAUCUCCACCAGCCUCGGGAGGAUACCAGAACUCAGGAUUGCGCUCUAAUCAGAACAAUGCAAAUAAUCGCAAUGUUUCUGGCGGAGGGCCAAGACCAGGCCAACAGCAAAGGAUGCCCAACAGGCAAGAUUCAGGAAGAAACAGCAUGGGAGGAGGAAGAACCAUGGGAAAUGAUGAUAUGAUAUUUGAUGAAAGACGAAGAUCCCAAAGCCAAAACUUUAACGAUGUCAAUCAAUUGUUCUUGGGUAAUUUGCCACACAAUGCCACCGAGGACGAGCUGCGAAACAUCUUCAGUGAUUAUGGCAACAUCAUUGACCUGAGAGUCCACAGUAAACCCCCCAAAUCUGGUGGACCACCCGGAGCUCGUGCUCCACCCAAUUACGGAUUCAUCACAUAUGAGACCCAGCAAGCUGUUGAGAAUUGUUUGAGAGCGAAACCGAUAUACUACCCAAAAGAUGAUAAAACCGGCAUCGUUCUGAACGUUGAAGAGAAAAAGAUGAAGGGUCCGUCUUAUGGAGGCGGUCGUCCCUUGGGCGGCGACAACAGGGACAAUAGAGAUAACAGAGACAACCGAGACAACAGGAGCGGCCGAGGCGACAACGGCAGUCAACGAAGAGGUAUGGGCGGCGGCCCCGGCGGAGUGAACAGGAACAGCAGCGGUGGCCCUGGGGGUCCACAAGGUCCCAAUAACAGAACGAACACAUACAGCAACAGAAGUUCGGGUGGAGGGCCACCCAGCCGGGGUGGACAGAAUGCCUAUAACCGCCGCUAG